AUGAGAUUCUCAUCUCUCUUUACGAGCGGGCUCGCAUCUUUCCCUCUGGUCGCUGGAUUUCCGACCGUCACGCCACCUACGGAACACUCUGUUCAACAAGUCAGAAACCCAGUUUAUAAACGCGAUGGCAUCGCAGCACUUCUUAAAAUACACCGAAAGUACCAUUUCGACCUUCCAGAUUAUCUCUCAACUUCCGCCCUUGCCCGUCGUGAUGGUACUGGGGCUGUCACGAACAGACCUAUCGACGACGAUGCAGAGUGGUUGACACCAGUUCAAAUCGGCAACCCCCCAAGGACAUUCCAGAUGGAUCUCGACACUGGAUCAUCAGAUCUCUGGGUUCACGGGUCACAAUCGGCUGCUGCAGGCGGUAGCCGCACUCGAUACAAUUCUACAGCAUCCAAAUCCUGUGAAGAGAUGAGUGACGCGAAGUGGUCGAUCGAGUACGGAGAUGGAAGUGGGGCAUCAGGACAUGUGGUGAAAGACACAGUUUCGAUCGGCGGUUUGUCAGUGCAAGCUCAAGCAGUACAGGUGGCAGAUAAGGUUCACGAUUCCUUCGCACAGCAACAAAACGUGGACGGCCUACUGGGACUGGGCUUCCGCUCCAUCAACACUGUCACGCCAAAGAAGCAAAAGACCUUCUUCGAGACUGCCAAAGACGACCAGGGCACUUCAGUAUUCACUGCCGACUUGCAACACGAUGCUCCAGGUACAUAUACGUUUGGCAUCAUCAACAAAACAGCAUAUACGGGUGACAUUGUUUACACAGAUGUAGACCCAUCCAACGGCAUGUGGACUUUCACAUCAGAGGGGUUUACCAUAGGCGAUGGUAAACUAAACAAGAGAUCUAUCUCAGCGAUUGCUGAUACCGGAACAUCACUCAUUUGGCUACCCGACGACAUCAACGAGGCCUAUUAUUCUCAGGUGGAAGGGGCCAAGUUGGAUAAGACAGCAGGUGGUUAUGUGUUUCCCUGUGAUGCAAAACUUCCUGAUUUUACACUCGUUAUCGGCGGCUCAAACACAGGGGUUACAGUACCUGGUGCCUACAUGAAUUUUGCUCCUCUCGAAGGGCCCAAGCCGGUUGGGUCGGGACAGAAAGAUAAGAGAAGUGACAAAAGUUCCGAGUCAGGUACAUGUUUUGGAGGACUACAGUCAAGUUCUGGCUCAGGACUAAACAUCAUUGGUGAUGUUGCACUAAAAGCUGCUUUUGUGGUUUUCGAUGCAGACAAGAGACAGAUAGGGUUUGCUAAAAAGACACUACGUGGAGACAAAUAG
Messenger RNA from Fusarium venenatum, 1272 nucleotides. Its product is annotated as aspartic peptidase domain-containing protein. Gene Ontology annotation, molecular function: aspartic-type endopeptidase activity. Gene Ontology annotation, biological process: proteolysis. Lineage: Eukaryota; Fungi; Ascomycota; Sordariomycetes; Hypocreales; Nectriaceae. The record is from RefSeq and is a predicted model, not a curated record.